AUGCCUAAAAGCUCUGUUGCGGCGAGCUAUGCUUUGGCAAAAAUCAGCGCGUGGCUAUUGUGGCCCGGCCGCUUCUUUCAGCACAUUUUAGUCUUAACACAUUCAUAUAGAGUCCAACCCCCCAAAAUGACUGAUAAGAUUUUAUUCCAGGAUUAUAUCGAAAUAACGAAUUUGGUGUCUCGCUGGUCUGAAAGUUACGACACAAAGGAUUGGGAUCUUUUGCGAACAUGUCUAGCUCCAAUUUCUCGUCUCGACUUCCGCGGCCUGCAAGGCGAGCUACACGACAAUCUUACGCAACAUCUGAUUGGUGCAAGUACGUGGUCCUACCUAGGAGAAGGAUCGAUUGAAGUGGUCCAUCAAAUGCGCGUCGCCCAUCAGCGCUACACAGACGAGACAUUGGCAGAGGUGGUGAACAAGGGACACGCGCAUGGGUUUGUUUUCCAUCAAUAUAGGAAACUCGACGGGAAGUGGAAAAUUGAAGAUGUGCGGCCUAAGCUAGAAUGGACAGAGUACGACUUGUUUGGGACACUCCGUCCCCCGGAAGAAGCCGCUUCGGUAGAGGCUGUCUGA
Akanthomyces muscarius is the source of this 570-nucleotide messenger RNA. RefSeq lists its product as uncharacterized. Gene Ontology annotation, molecular function: scytalone dehydratase activity. The record is from RefSeq and is a predicted model, not a curated record. Bases 1 to 570 code for a protein of 189 amino acids. The transcript has 5 exons. Gene Ontology annotation, biological process: melanin metabolic process. NCBI's taxonomy places the organism in Eukaryota, Fungi, Ascomycota, Sordariomycetes, Hypocreales, Cordycipitaceae.